Molecule: messenger RNA, 3546 nt
Organism: Bursaphelenchus okinawaensis
Lineage: Eukaryota; Metazoa; Nematoda; Chromadorea; Rhabditida; Aphelenchoididae
Source: the annotation of a GenBank genome assembly
AUGUUCGACGAGAAUAGCAAUGCGACGGCGGCGGCGACACUCACCGCCGUGCCCGCUGUUCCCGCGCCCGCGAAUAUCAACCAAAACCACCUCGUGAGCCAGCUUCUUAACGCCAAAGACUCCAGAUGGCUCCAGUUGGAGGUGUGCCGCGAGUUCCAACGCGGCCAAUGCUCACGAUCCGAUGUGGACUGCAAGUUCGCGCAUCCACCGUCACAUGUUGAUGUGCAGAAUGGUCGGGUCACGGCCUGCUACGACUCGAUAAAGGUGAGAUUUGGUGGCUAAAAUAGAAAAAAAAGCAUUAUGAUCAAUAUAUUUCAAGUAAUGAGCAAUAUAUUAUAUAUUGCAGUAGCUUCUUUAAUAAAAGACAGGUAAAACACAGAUUUUACUUCAUCCUAAAGGAAUAUUCAAAGUCAGAAAGGACUGUUUUCUAAUUUUUAAACACAUUUUUGUUAAACUAAAUCCCUUUUUAGCCAUAUCUUCAAGAUUUAUAUUGUUUUAGGGCCGUUGCACCCGAGAAAACCCGAAAUGUAAAUACCUUCAUCCACCACAACAUUUGAAAGAUCAACUACUGGUAAACGGCCGUAACAAUCUGGCACUAAAGAAUCUGUUGUGCACACAUUUAACCACGCCAGGUAUACCCAACAACAUUCAGAUGGCACAGAUAAUGGUAAGUUUCCGUUCAAGGGCUAUAUGUAGGUAUAGAUAAUAAGGUUUUACAUGUUGAAAAAACUUUUAAAAAACAAAAAAAUCCGAACUCUAGUGAAAAAAAAACUCCUCUUUUGCCUUGUUGACUUACUAUAAUAUAAUUAUGUAAAACAUGAUUACUUGCCUUUAGCAACAACAACAACAACCACAACAAGCCAUCAUGUCCACGAUGCCAUACCCGUACUACCCGCACUUGGCGGCCGCCAUCUACCCCACCCUGAUGCAGACGGCCGAUCCGUUCGGUCAGCCCGUAAGUCUCGAGUUUUGUGCCGAGAGAGUGUGCAGAAGUAGGAGGGCGACAGAGACGGCUUCGGACAGUGCGAUUCAUUGGCUUUGAUUGGUUUGUAAAUGUAGUUUCUGCUUCCAAAUUCAAUGUUUUCGGUGAUUUGGAUGGAUUUUGGGAGUUGCGAAAAAAUGCCAAAGACUGAAAGUUUUCGUUGUGGGACCCAAAAGCGUUGGCAAAGUUAAAUUUUUUUAUUAAAAAACACAAAUAACGCCAUUUCAAAUGUGUUCUGUGCAAGUCCAAAAUCCCACCAAUUUACCGUAACUCGUGAUUUAGUUUUGUGUUCAAAAUAACAUGUGCUACGCAUCUACAGACAUAAACACGACUCGCACUGUCUGUGGGCUCUAUUUUAUGUUGAACCCCUUUCGGACUAGGCUUGGCACGGAGUUUUGGUACCCUUUUUGAGUUAAUUGGUGCUAUUUAAAACACUGGUUUCGAUGAUUUUUUGUUUUCUAUGAAUGCAUUUCCGUGCUAUAACUACUUACUGUUAAAUUGCAAGAUUUCAAAGGUUACUGUAACAUUAAGUUUUAAAACUUAUUUUGAUAAACCAUUUUAAAGUUUUUUCAUUAUCUAAAUUGCAACAAAUGGUUUUUGAAGUCAGGGUAAUAAUCAGAAGGCAGAUACAAUGUUACGGUAAUCGAAUUGUGGGGGUUUUUCAAGUGUAGUGGUUGUUGUUUUGUGGCCUGCUUUUGAUUGCUAUUCUAAUCCAUUCAGUCGCUGGUGACCCAACAACUCGCGCUACUCCAACAACAACAAGCUCAGCAACAAGCACAACAACAGCAACAACAGCUUGGUGGAGUGCAGAAUCAGGCCUUGGUGACAGCUUUACUACGACAACAACAGACGUUGGCAGCUCAAUCACUGAGCAAUCCACUGACAGCCAAUUCCUUGGCACAGUCGCUGGCUAGUCCACUGGCCCAGGCUCAACUGACUGGCCUAACCCAAUCUCAACUACUGGCGUCGCCGGCUUUGGCUGCGUUGGCCGCCCAACAGUCGACGGUGCAGCAGACGGCUACGGCCGGGCAGACGGCUUCACCGUCGGACUGUCGGAAGCGGUCGGCACGGUCAGCCGGCUUCGACGAGACUGGAGCGGCCGACGAGAAGAAGGCCAACUCGACGCCGCAGGCUCCGAUGACUUCCGCCGCUUCGAGUGUGCUUGCUUCCAGCGAUCUCACAGCGCUACAGAAUCAGCUGCUGUUAGCCUCUGCUGCGGUACUGUAGUCUUUUUAUUUUGGGUUAUUGUGGUAGCUAACACUUGUUGUCGUACCUCCCUAAUCAGUUUCUUCACUUUGCGAUGGUCGGAAGGGGGCUGUGUUUUGUUUAAAGUGAGAUUACACAAUUUUUGACCAAAAUAUUAUUUGUGAAAAGAAGACUACAGUAUGACGUUUAAAAUACUGUAUUUUGAAGGUCUUACUGUAAUUAAAGUAAAAUGGUAAAUUACUGUAUAAAAAUAGACUUUAAAGUAAAAUAUGGUAUUACAAGUACCCUUUUCGACCAUACCACGAUAACCGUAUGUUAACUACCACAGUAAUGUAACUUUUUUAUUUUCUUUUGUUGUUUCGUGCUCAUCACAAUAUCUUCUAACACUUUUUCUUGUUGUUGUAUCCGCACUCCGUCUAACGCUUGCUUACAGUGUAAAUUAAGUUGAUAGAGGUAUGUAAAAGCUUUAAAUAUUUUGUCGUAUUAACAACUUGAGGUACUUUUAGGUAAUACUUCAUGUUUUGAAAGCAGCUUUCAGUACUUUUUCAUACUGUAACAAGAAAAAAACAUUAUUUUUGAAGAAAAAAUUGAAGAUUUUGUAGUUUUACAGUACUUUUUAUACCUUUUUUUUUGUGUUUUAAGCAUGUUGUUAUAUUAAUACACGUUCAAAAAGUACAGUAUCUAUACUAAAACAAAUAAACUUUAACGGUUUUUCUACAGUAAGCUUACAGUAGUUGCUUUUUGGCUUGAUCUUCUCGAUUACCGUGUCUCGCUUGUUUUUUCUCCAGUUUUUUUUGUUCCUGAAUCCUCAGAAUCUCGUGCAUCGUGCUCGCUCUUUCACUGAUCGCUCCAUUUCAGAACGGCGCCGUGAACGGCAAGAACAAGAACGGCGUGCCGGCCAACGGAAUCCCAAUUUAUACGCAACAGGCGGCCCAAUUCAACCCAUAUUUAAUGCAACAGAUGCCCGGGUAUAUGCCGGCUGUGUCCUGUAAGUUUAUGCAUAUAUGAUCGGGGUGGGGAAUAUGCAUGACAUCUUGCAUGUUGGUGGUCACGGAAUCGCGGCUCCACAUGAUUUUAUGACCUUUUUGAUGCUAAACUGCCAUUGAUGACAUUUUUAAUGGGGUGUACUUGAAAUGAGGUUACAGUACGCAAAAGGGUUUCCAAGAGGAAUCGAACUUUUCUUGAUUUUUGACAUUUUCAACUGACUGUAACUUCGCUAUAAAAAUAGAUAUCAAAACGAAACUUUCUCAAAAUAUACAACAUUCUAUGCUCUAUAUAUAACAUCAAACAUAUCAUUCAACCUCAACAUCACUAAAUACCUCAUUUUAGUCAGCCAACAAUUGCCACCCCGAUUCUAG